Molecule: messenger RNA, 2130 nt
Organism: Penicillium canariense
Lineage: Eukaryota; Fungi; Ascomycota; Eurotiomycetes; Eurotiales; Aspergillaceae
Product: Nitrate transporter
Exons: 9
Coding region: 1-2130 (709 amino acids)
Biological process (GO): nitrite transport; nitrate transmembrane transport
Cellular component (GO): membrane
Molecular function (GO): nitrate transmembrane transporter activity; nitrite transmembrane transporter activity; racemase and epimerase activity, acting on carbohydrates and derivatives
Source: RefSeq, a predicted model, not a curated record
AUGGCUGCCAACUCCUUCAGACUUCUCUUCAUCUCGCCAGACAUCAACCCCACCAACCGCAAAGCCAAGUCUAUUCCGAUCUUGAAUCCAUGGGAUCAGUAUGGUCGGGUGUUCUUCUUCUCAUGGCUUGGGUUCAUGGUCGCAUUCCUGUCAUGGUAUGCGUUUCCACCACUGUUGACGGUGACUAUCAAAAACGACCUGCACAUGACUCAAGCAGAUGUCGCAAACUCAAACAUUGUGGCGCUACUGGCAACGUUCCUUGUCCGAUUUAUUGCCGGACCACUCUGUGAUCGGUUUGGACCCCGCUUGGUCUUUGUGGGACUGUUGCUCGCUGGAGCCAUUCCCACUGCAAUGGCUGGUCUUGUCACUUCUCCCAAGGGCUUAAUCGCUCUACGGUUUUUCGUCGGCAUUUUGGGCGGUACCUUCGUCCCAUGCCAGGUCUGGUGCACUGGCUUCUUCGACAAGAAGAUUGUCGGCACGGCCAACUCGCUGGCGGCAGGCUGGGGAAACGCGGGUGGUGGUAUUACAUACUUCCUGAUGCCCGCUAUCUAUGACUCUCUCGUCACUUCCCAAGGCCUGACGCCUCACAAAGCUUGGCGUGUGGCAUAUGUUGUCCCCUUUAUCAUCAUUACAGCAAUAGCAUUGGGGAUGCUGUUCCUCUGUGAGGAUACACCAACGGGCAAGUGGUCGGAACGUCACCUGUGGGCAGGAAAGUCUCCCUCGUCUGACUUGACAUCUCAUGGCCACAUUGUCGACACUACCUCCGGGAAGACCUCCACCGGGCCUUCAGCUACGCCAUCGAUUCACACCAUGAACGCCAUCGACGUGGAAAAGAAGGGUGCCCAUUCACCUCGGAUCCUUGACAAUGAUGCUUCAUCAAUGGAUCAGAUCGGUAGCCUCCAGCAAGAAACGGUCGUUGCACCCACGCGCAAGGAAGCUCUUCGCGUCGCUUUGAGUCUCUCUACAAUGGCUCUUGCGAUUCCGUAUGCCUGCUCAUUCGGCUCCGAGCUUGCCAUCAACUCAAUUCUUGGAGCAUACUAUGCUGAGAACUUCCCCCACAUGGGUCAGACGAAGACUGGUCAGUGGGCGGCUAUGUUUGGCCUGUUGAAUGUAGUAUGUCGGCCGGCUGGCGGUCUCUUGGGAGAUGUGCUCUAUCGCUUUACAAAUACUGUUUGGUCCAAGAAGCUGCUGUUGACCUUUUUGGGCCUUACCAUGGGAGCCUUCCAGUUAGCGAUUGGUUUCUCGAAUCCCACUAGCGAGGCGACAAUGUUUGGUCUCAUGACUGGGUUAGCCUUUUUCUUGGAGGCGUGCAACGGAGCCAAUUUCGCGGUUGUUCCCCAUGUGCACCCUUAUGCCAAUGGUAUCGUCUCCGGUAUAGUUGGGGGCUUCGGCAACCUUGGUGGGAUUAUCUUCGCCAUUGUUUUUAGAUACAAUGGAGCCCACUACGGGAGGUCAAUGUGGAUUAUUGGUGUGAUUUCUCUGGCAGCGAAUGUGGCUCUACUAGGCGCCGUAAGUCUUCGGCAUCCCGAUAGACAGCACCGGCUUCGGGUGAGUACACCCCGAGGGCGGGCUAAUGCUCCGGCGAGAAACGAGGGGCAGGUGACUGGCGCGUGGAGUUGUUUCGCCCCUUCUUCUCAUUUCGCGAAAGAUUUGAAAGCAUUGUCUCGUCUUCUUUUCCGUACUUCAUUGGCUCUGGACUCCUUCUUCUUCGGCUUCGUCGUCUCAUCUCCUUCCCCGGACAUUACCCCGCGAAACCCUGCUCGAACGGAACUGCACAAAAUGGCUCCGGUUCGUCGCAUCGCUCAGAUUGUCCACCUCAGGCCCUCCGCAGUGGAAGCAUACAAGGAGUGCCAUGCCAAUGUCUGGCCGGAGGUCCUGCAACAGAUCAAGGACUGCAACAUCAAGGAUUACUCCAUUUUCUUCGACAAUGACCGCACUCUAUUCGCCACUUUUAAAUAUGUCGGUACGGACUUUGAAGGCGAUAUGGACAAGAUGCGGGCGAACCCCAAGGUUCGGGAGUGGUGGGCCAUGACCGAUGGCAUGCAGGAGAGCCCUAUCCCCGGCGCCGUGGGCAGUGCCGAUGGUCCCGGUUGGUGGAAGGUGCUCGACGAAGUUUUCUACACUGAGUGA